Messenger RNA from Haplochromis burtoni (Burton's mouthbrooder), 875 nucleotides. RefSeq names its product dispanin subfamily A member 2b-like. NCBI's taxonomy places the organism in Eukaryota, Metazoa, Chordata, Actinopteri, Cichliformes, Cichlidae. The record is from RefSeq and is a predicted model, not a curated record. Gene Ontology annotation, cellular component: plasma membrane. The transcript is spliced from 3 exons. The coding region runs from base 305 to 664 and encodes 119 amino acids.
UUCUAGGUUGUCUCAGGGGCGUCUUUGCACAGGCUGCGGUCUGAACUGGGGUCUUGAACGAUGUGUGUGUGUGUGUGUAUCUACAUAUUUAUUAUGUAUGUAUGUUGUUAAGACACUAACACAAAGGUUGUGUCACAGCAUACUCACCAGAUAAUUUGCAUUGAAUGCAAAUGCAAAACUUUGUUUCCCACCCACAUUUCCGCUGCUGAGUCUCCUUUGGCUGUUAACUCCGCUCGAAUCCAGAUUGCACAUAAAGACUGAGUGGACUUGCACUGACUUGAUACGUGAAAGUGAGCUCACAACGAUGACAACAACGAAUCCUCCACGUUACCUUCCAUUUCAGGACAGCAUGUAUGAUGGGAAUGGGGAUCAACAAUCAAUGGUUCAGCACACCACUGUGAUCAUCAGCACUGAGCCACCAAAGGACCAUAUUAUCUGGUCCCUCCUCUGCUUUUUCUACUCAAACCCCUGUUGUCUUGGGCUUGCAGCUCUUAUUUAUUCUAUCAAGGCCAGAGACCGGAAGGUGGUUGGAGAUUUGGAGGGUGCACGGCAUUAUGGGGCCACUGCUCGCCAGCUUAACAUCACCUCCACAGUCCUGGUUGCCCUUGGACUCCUGAUAUUCGUUAUUACGAUGAUAGUUGUUUUUGCACGGGUAUCUCGUUAAGCCCUCAAAGUAACACACCCUGACAAAACGUUUCCUUUUAACAGAUUGCAGUGCAUUGCUUGCUGCUGUGACUUUGGAUUUGGAUGAUAAAUAUUAGCAUCAACUUUAUAAUCAGUCUUCAUUGUGUCUUUUGCUAGAAAAAGAUACAAUUUCAUCUAUCUAUCUAUCUAUCUAUCUAUCUAUCUAUCUAUCUAUCUAUCUAUCUAUCUAU